AGAGCUUCCAUGAAAGGGGAGCCAUUGCAGAGGCCUCCUUGAAGCAUCAAUGGAAGGCCAAAUCUUCCUCUUGUGUUGUUGCUUCACUCUCUUCUCCGUCACCAUGCUUUGUUCUGCAGUUGACACUAUAUCUGCAGGUGGGUCCAUCUCUGAUGGAGAGACUGUAGUCUCGUCAGAUGGAUGCUUCGAGCUCGGGUUCUUCGACCCUGAGAACUCGAAACGGUACCUUGGAAUCUGGUACAAGAAGAUAUCUCCCGGAACAGUCGUGUGGGUCGCGAACAGGAACAUCCCUCUCAAUGACACCUCUGGAGUCCUUCGGCUGACCAACCAAGGUAUACUAGUCCUUUCCACCGAGACAAAGGCAAACAUCACCAUUUGGUCUUCCAGCUCGUCUGGGGAACCUGUGACAAAUCCUGUUGCUCGGCUUUUGGAAACCGGAAAUCUCGUUGUCUCUGUUGGAGGCAAAAUUGUGUGGCAGAGCUUUGACUAUAUAGGGGAUACUUUUCUGCCCGGGAUGAAGUGCGGGAGGAACCUGGUGACGGGUCUCGAUAACUACCUCACUUCCUGGAAGAGAAGCAGUGAUCCUUCAAGUGGCGAGUACACGAAUAAGCUCGAUCACAAUGGGUACCCUCAGAUAUUUCUGAGGAAGGGACCAGUGAUUCGUUUCAGGUCAGGUCCCUGGAACGGUCUGAGAUUCAGUGGGAUGCCCAACCUGAAGCCGAACCCGAUAUAUACGUUCGAGUUUGUUUACAAUGACCAGGAGAUUUAUUACAAGUACGAACUUAUCAACAGCUCGGUCGUCACUAGGAUGGUUUUGAACCAGUUUGGCUCCCUGCAGAGGUUCGUAUGGAUAAACCGGACUCAAGAUUGGAUCCUUUACGUGUCAGCAGAGAUGGAUAACUGCGACCACUACUCACUCUGCGGGGCCUAUGGGAGUUGCAACAUUGCCAAUUUGCCUCCCUGUGGUUGCUUGAGAGGGUUCAAGCCAAAGUUUCAAUCUGAUUGGAAGUCAGGUGAUUGGUCUAAUGGAUGUGUCCGUAAGACUGAACUAACUUGCAAGGAUGGGGAAGGAUUUAUUAAGAUCCCGAGUGUGAAACUACCUGACACAAGGAACUCGUGGUUUAAUAGAACCAUAGACCUCAAAGAGUGCGAGAAGUGGUGCUUAAGGAACUGCUCAUGUACAGCUUACUCGAGCUUGGAUAUAAGAGGAGGAGGGAGUGGCUGUUUGAUUUGGUUCAAUGAGUUGAUCGACAUCAGGGAGUAUACUGAGAAUGGACAGGAUCUUUAUCUAAGAAUGGCUGCCUCCGAAUUAGGGUCCAAUGGAGAGAUGAAGAGACGAGUGAGAACCAUAAUCAUACCUGUCCUGUUAGGAGCAGUUAUCAUCGGAGUUAUUUAUGUCUUGCUCGCAAAGAAGAAGAAGCGGCUUAAGCUUGGAGAACAAAUAAUAGAGGAUAAACAAAGCGAUGGCAAUAAUGACGAGGACCUCAAGCUACCGCUGUUCAGUUUUAAUGCAAUAGCUGAUGCCACGAAUAAUUUCUCAGACAAAAAUAAGCUUGGGGAGGGAGGCUACGGACCUGUUUAUAAGGGGAAGUUCAGGGACGGGCAAGAUAUAGCAGUGAAGCGACUUUCAAAGGAAUCCAAACAAGGGGACGGUCAAUUCAAGAACGAAGUCAUACUCAUCGCCAAGCUUCAGCACAGGAACCUUGUGAGGCUCCUCGGAUGUUGCAUCCAGGGGGAAGAGAAGAUGUUGGUGUAUGAAUACAUGCCCAAUAAAAGCUUGGAUUCGUUUAUCUUCGAUCGGGCACAAAGCAGUUUGCUGGAUUGGCCGCAACGGUGCAAGAUCAUCAAUGGAAUUGCUAGGGGCCUCCUUUACCUUCACCAGGACUCGAGGCUAAGAAUCAUUCACAGAGAUUUAAAAGCAAGCAACAUUCUACUGGACGAGGAAAUGAACGCAAAGAUUUCAGACUUUGGAAUGGCAAAAUGUUUUGGAGGGGAUGAAACGGAAGCAAACACAAGAAGGGUCGUUGGCACAUAUGGAUAUAUGUCUCCAGAGUACGUGAUUGACGGGAUCUUUUCGGUGAAAUCGGAUGUUUUUAGCUUCGGUGUGUUGGUGCUAGAGAUAAUCAAUGGCAAGAGGAAUCGAGGAUUCAAUCAUCCUGAUCACAAGCUUAACCUUCUCGGUCAUGCAUGGAAGCUGUUUCAGGAAGGCCGACCUGAGGAUUUGAUGGACGCGCCAGUGAGGGAUUCAUGCGAUAUAUCUGAAGUGGGGCGGUCUAUUCAAGUGGGUUUGCUAUGCGUCCAACAGAGUCCGGAAGAUAGGCCCAGUAUGGCUUCAGUUGUUCUCAUGUUGAGCAGCGAUAUUUCUCUGCCUCAGCCCAAAGAGCCCGGGUUCUUCACCGAACGACAGCUAAUUGAGGGUGAUUCAUCUUCGAGCAAGAUUGACUUUUGCUCAACAAAUAAAAUGACCAUGACAUUGUUGACAGCUCGAUAGAACAUUUUGGUUGUAGUUUACCAUUUCUACAUAGGAUUAAUUUCCUCUGGUUGGUUCCGGAAACCUCAGUUCUCUCCAUUUUCUCAUCUUUGGAAAAUGAUGAGUUAGUAUCGAAUAGAAAUCUGUGUGUUUGUUUUUAGAGUUAAGUAGAGUUGCGUUUUGAUUUUAA
Punica granatum (pomegranate) is the source of this 2660-nucleotide messenger RNA. The record is from RefSeq and is a predicted model, not a curated record. NCBI's taxonomy places the organism in Eukaryota, Viridiplantae, Streptophyta, Magnoliopsida, Myrtales, Lythraceae.